ACUCCAACAACACGCACCACAAGAAGCAACACCCACGCCAUCAUCACCAGACGAGACGCACUCACAUCAGCAAACAGAAGCAAGCCGUUGUUUGGGCGUGUGAGGUGCUGACAAUCCCGACGGAGUGCGUUUACGACACACCCUCACUGACGAAACGAGCGCGCCACAGGCAGGAUGCACGGCGGGAGCAGCAGAAGAUGGGCACAAGGUGAAGAAGGUGAAGAGGACAACAACAUGGAGGACAGCGGCGCACCACACGGUGUGGUGAGCGCAAACACGCUGCUGCUGGACGUCGACGAUGACGACGACGACGAGUUCCACGAUGCUGCGGGGGACGAGCGCAGGCCCCUGCUUGGCAGCACGUUGGUUGACUUGGGAAGCACUGCCAGCUUGAAUCGGACAUCGCCGCCACACGAUAGCAACGGGACGCGCUCCAACGGGAGCGGUGGCGAGUAUCGCAUGCAGGACCUGCACGACAGCAACGCUGGCGAGGACAUCAUCGCCUUUGAUGAGCAGCCACGUCAGGCCCUGACAUCCCUGUCUGCGCGCAGCAGCAGCUUCACCUCCGAGGCCCGCUCCACGCCGAGCGAACACAAGAACGGACACGCCGCACACCACAACUACCCGACCAAGCAAAAGCAAUACUGGCACUUUUCCUCCUCAAACCACAGCCGAAACAGCGGCAGCAUCCACCAGGCCGCACGUGCAGAUGACGGCGGCGACCAGUACGUCCACCGCCUGCGCAGCGACACGAUUGCGGACGCGGAGCGGGAGCAGGAUGUGGUGAUAUCGCUGGAGCGCCUUGAGCAUGAGCUGGAGCACCUCCGAGCGCUGUGUGCGCCGCAAAAGGGCCCCGACGCCGAAUCAUCCGUCGAUCUCUCCUCCAAGCGCCGCCGCCGUAGGCGCUGGCUCAGCAAACGCGUCACACACCGCCUGCUCCUCAUGACCCUCAUCUGGCAGCUGUUGAACAUUGGCAUCUUGACGCUGCUUGACCGACGGAUUCCGCAGGAGAAGAUCCAGGACCAUUUUCUUGGGGAUCCGGCCGUGCUGGCUGGUGUCAUCAUCAUGGUUGUCUUCCAGACAAUCCACAUGACCAUCAUUGUCAUCGCAUCCAUCAAGCUCGGCAAACAAAUUCUCCACCACACAGCGUCCAACUCCUUCCUCGUGCAGUCGUACCUGUCCACCAUUGUGCUGUAUGCGGGCGUGUACACGCUCCUUUUCCGCAUCGACAAAAACACAUUCCAGGGCGUAGAAGAGAGCUUGGAAUCCGUGUCCUCCAAGGGAUUCAUUUUCCUCUGCUUCAUGAAAUUCGUCUACUUCUCUGUCGCCACCAUGACCAGCACAGGCUAUGGUGACAUUACGCCAAAGACGUGGUACAUGGACGCAAUCGUUAGCUCACAGAUGCUGAUCAGUAUCGUGUACACAACGAGUAUCUUUGCAAAGGGCCUCACCGUCAUCGCAGGGUCCAAGGCGCACUCGGCGCUGGUUGAGUUGACUGGAGCCGAGGGCAUGAAAUCGCGAGCGAACACGCUGCAGCCACGCGCCAUCAACAGCGGUCGUGGCGAUGGUGAUGGUGAUGGCGAUGGCGAUGAUAGCGCACGCGCGUCGCAGGCGUAGAGGGAUGGGAUCGGAGUCAUGUGGGGUGCGUGGUGAUGGUGAUAGGGUGAUGGGGUGAUGGGUUGUGUUGUACUGGCAAUGACUGAUGCUGUGGUCGGUGGCGGCGGUCGCAGCGAUUGUGGUGAUGGUGGUGGUGCAUGGCAAUGUCAACGAGCGCUGCUGAUAGCCAUCUCGCUUCGGAACUGAUUGUGAAGAGCACACACAAGUAUUGCCGGUGCAUGUUUUUGGUUGGUUGAUUGGUUGGUUUGAUCGAUGGAUCGAUGGGUCGAUGGAUGGAGUGUGGAAAAAGGACUUUAAUGAACACCCUAUUGUAACCAUGUGUUAAAUUUCAUUGCCCUUGUUGAUAUCCCCAUGUGGAUGUGAGACUUUGUUGCUUUGCUGUCGCUUUGUGGCCAUGGUCGUGUGUUUAGAUUGGCUGCUUUGUGUGGGCACGCAUGUGUGUAGUAUUCACACGUGUGCGUGUGUGCCCUCCCGUUUCCUUGCUUGUGCUUCUGCAUGAUUGUUGGCUAUGCAGUCUGACGUGUGUAUGGAAUAGACCUUUCAUCACUUUGUCGA
Molecule: messenger RNA, 2172 nt
Organism: Salpingoeca rosetta
Lineage: Eukaryota; Choanoflagellata; Craspedida; Salpingoecidae
Exons: 7
Coding region: 175-1617 (480 amino acids)
Source: RefSeq, a predicted model, not a curated record